AUGGACGCCCAAAUAGAAAAGACAGUUCUUGGUGCUGCCAUUCGCUAUGCGAGCCACAAGAUGGUAUCGCGUCUUAUUUCCGAAGGUGCUGAUGUCCAUGCCCAGCAGAUCUGGCGGGAUCCCACGCCAAGGGAUCACCCGCCGAUAGAUCGCUCUGAUCAUAUUGAAGAAGGGGGAAAAGUCACAGCCCUACAUAUUGCGAGCAUGUUUUGGAAUCUAGAGGGCAUCCAUGCCCUACUAGAUCACUCUGGCGACAAAACUGUGGCAGAGAUGCUCUCCAGUACGGAUGAUCAUGGCCGAAUUCCUCUGCACUGGGCGUUACAAGGCACUCGGGAUGAACCCCUUUUUAGUUCAAACGAGAAUGAAGAAUACAAGUCUCCGCCUCGUAAGAUGGAUGCUGUACGCCUCCUUCUCGGCGCAAACCCCGACACAAUCAGCGCUGAGGACAGAUACGGUGCGACAGUAUUCAACUAUGCCGUCAAAUCCGAUUCGGCAUUACCAGGUAUAUUGGCCGUUUUGAAGAUUCUUUUAGAAGCAAAGCCACCUGCUCUGAAUGCUCGUGAUCUGAUAGGCGCGACGGCUCUCCAGGAUACAAUGGUCCAUCACUCUCGACGACAUGGAAAUGUUCUCGACCCGCAAUUUGCAGAGUUGAUAGGUACAUUGCUUGACAAUGGAGCCGAUGCCCAUCUAGGUAUUCACAAAUUGUGUGAUGGGAUCUGGUUGGAUUCUAUCAGCACUGUGAUGAUUGACCAUCUGCUAAAGCAGACUGAUAUUAAUGAAACUGAUGCCGACGGUUGUACAGCGAUGCACUAUCUCGUCAGGCAUAUGGACCAGAUCGAUGCUACUCGCUAUCUCAUCAGCCGAGGAGCGGGUGUUACUGUGAAAAAUCACAAGGGAGAUACGCCUCUUCACGAUGUGAUGAAAGGUACAAUGAUCCGAAAGCGGGAUGAGAAUGGAAACUGGUUGCAACCACUAGACGCCCCAAUCCAAGUGCGAAAUGAGUUGAUUCAAAUGUUGAUAGAUGCUGGAGGCUCGAUGGAUGCUCCGAAUGGCGCUGGGCAGACACCGACCCAACUGUUUGAAAAACUCGAGCAAAGACGGUAG
Molecule: messenger RNA, 1104 nt
Organism: Penicillium verhagenii
Lineage: Eukaryota; Fungi; Ascomycota; Eurotiomycetes; Eurotiales; Aspergillaceae
Product: ankyrin
Exons: 1
Coding region: 1-1104 (367 amino acids)
Biological process (GO): regulation of gene expression
Cellular component (GO): nucleus
Molecular function (GO): protein binding
Source: RefSeq, a predicted model, not a curated record